Molecule: messenger RNA, 1682 nt
Organism: Myxocyprinus asiaticus (Chinese sucker)
Lineage: Eukaryota; Metazoa; Chordata; Actinopteri; Cypriniformes; Catostomidae
Product: 5'-deoxynucleotidase HDDC2
Exons: 6
Coding region: 142-738 (198 amino acids)
Cellular component (GO): cytoplasm
Molecular function (GO): 5'-deoxynucleotidase activity
Source: RefSeq, a predicted model, not a curated record
ACUCACAGACAUUUGCUUGACCAGUGUAGCUUCCUUGUAUUCUGUCGCCAUCUGGAGGAUUCUGCCUGUCAUUACAGCAGGCAAUACACGUUUUUACUACCGGGUCGCUGACGUCCACGCCUUUUUGGCUGGAUUAGCGGAAUGGACAACAUGUUACAAUUCAUGAAACUUGUCGGACAGCUUAAACGCGUACCGCGCACAGGAUGGGUGUACAGAAAUAUCAAAAAGCCUGAGAGUGUGUCUGAUCAUAUGUACAGAAUGUCAAUGAUGGCCUUAACCAUACAGGACCACAGUGUCAACAAAGAACGAUGUAUGAAGCUGGCUUUAGUUCAUGAUUUGGCUGAGUGUAUUGUGGGAGACAUUGCCCCAGCAGACAACGUUAGUAAAGCAGAGAAACACAGAAGAGAAAAGGAAGCAAUGGUGCACAUCACAGGACUGUUAGAAGAUGGCUUGCGUAAAGAGAUUUAUAAUUUAUGGGAGGAGUAUGAGAUGCAGUCCAGUCCCGAGGCCAAACUAGUGAAGGAAUUUGACCAGCUGGAAAUGAUAAUACAAGCUCAUGAGUAUGAGGAGUUAGAGGGAAAGCCUGGAAGACUGCAGGAGUUCUUCACCUCCACUGAAGGCAGGUUCCAUCACCCGGAAGUAUUGGGUCUGGUCAAGAGUUUGAAUGAGGAGAGGGCUCGCCACUUAGCUGCCAAAGGAGAAAAUGAUGUAGAAAAGACCCCAACAACUCCCUCAUGACCUCAUUUCCUGUUAAGUAAUGAAGCUACCUCUACACAUCUGCACACAAGAGUGUUUACUUUGUCAAGAUAUACUGUAUGUUUUUAAUAUCUUUAGUUAUUAUCUUAUUUCAGUGUACAGAAGCAUGGUUGGUGGAUGUGCUGUCUGUUUGUUUGAGUGUUCUACAUGACAUGAUUUGUUUUUGACCAUAUAUUGAGUCCUCACGGUUGUCAUUUUAUUGAUAAUAUGCCCACUUUUUAAUAAAACCAAUUAGGAAUAUAAAACAGUGUGUUGUCUUUUGUUUACAGUAUGUUGAUCAGCAUUGCACUGCCUUCAAGAAGUACAUGCUUAACUAGAAGGAAUUUAAUUUAUGCCCACUAAAUGCUCUCGCAGCAUUUUGGAGAUGAGCACAAUUGCAUGCACUCAUAUUGAAGUCAUUAAUUGUUUCUGUUUGCCAAUAAUUUGUAGUUUUUAACAGACUUGGUGGAGUAGCAGGCCAUGAAAGAAUAGGGGCACACAGAUUUUCAGUUUAAGUACUCAUUUAAACAGAAAUGAAAUAAACUUCCUGACCAUCACCAAGUAGUUCCCAGGGAUUAGAUUGAAAAUUCUCUCAUUUACACACUUUCAUGCCAAGACUUUCUUUCUUCUGCUGAACACAAAUGAACAUUUUUAAAAGAAUAUCUCUGUAGGUCCAUUCAAUUCAUGUGAAUGGUGGCCAGACCUUUUGAAACUCCAAAAAUCACAUAAAGGCAGAAUAAAAGUAAUCCACACAUCUCCUGUGGUUUAAUCCAUGUCUUCCGAAGUGAUGCAAUUAUUUAGAGUGAGAAACGGAUCAAUAUUUCAAUAAUUCUUUACUAUAAAACUUUCACUUUUAGAAUGUGAAAAAUUGUGUAAGUGAAAGUGGAGAUUUAUAGUAAAAAGGACUUAAAUAUUGAUCUGUUUCUUACCCCCACCUAUCAUAUUGC